AUGGCAAGUGGUAGUUGUUCGGCAUCAAAAAGUAUUCCAUGUGAUACCCGGACAUCCACUGAGAUCGAGACCGAUUCUCUACUUAAAAGAGAGUCCGAUGACAUAGGUUGGAAUUAUGGUGUUCUAGCCGAUCCACAUAACAAAGAUAGGGUUAAAUGCUUGUUAUGUGCGAAAGUCAUGUCGGGCGGUAUACGACGAUUGAAAGAGCACAUUGGUCAAAUUUCUGGGAAUGUCACUUCAUGUAAGAAAGCAACAAAAGAAGAUCAAGCCAAAUGUAGAAAUGGCAUCAAUGAGUCCAAAGCAAAAAAGGUGAAGACAAAAGAACUUCAAGAAGAGCUGCUCUCUUUGGUUAAUAUUAAAGGGCUGAAUUCCUCUCAACAAUACCAAGAAUCUCACUCUCUUGGCCCAAUGGAUAGAUUUGCUACAACUAUUAACCCGGAAGCAUCAUUGAAUGUAGCAUAG
This is a messenger RNA of Striga hermonthica, 462 nucleotides long. The record is from the annotation of a GenBank genome assembly. Lineage: Eukaryota; Viridiplantae; Streptophyta; Magnoliopsida; Lamiales; Orobanchaceae.